Molecule: messenger RNA, 639 nt
Organism: Naegleria fowleri
Lineage: Eukaryota; Heterolobosea; Eutetramitea; Acrasida; Naegleriidae
Exons: 1
Coding region: 1-639 (212 amino acids)
Source: RefSeq, a predicted model, not a curated record
AUGGCUUCUCAAGUCUAUCAUAACUCGUCUACACUCUCUGCCUCCUCAACAACUAAUGAUCGUUAUCAUCAUGAUGAGGAGGAGGAAGUGAAAUCACCGAGCUCUCCAUUCUAUAAUUUACGGAAUGAACAAAAGUUUAUCACAGCAGCACAAUAUAAAGACUCUCAGGACUACCAAGACGAAUUACAUGAGACUCAUGAUGAUGAACAAAUGAUUGUUUAUGAUGAAGAUCCUUUUGGUAUUCCCAAAGACCCAUUUGAAGAAGACUCUAAUGAAGAUAUUCUUGAUUAUCAGGACUAUCCCGAAGACCAUAAUGAAGAUGAGGAGAGAUUUGAGAAUGAAGUAUAUCAACACGAUGAUGACACUCAACUCGACACUUCUAGAACUUCUAGAACGAAAUCAAUAUAUAGUGGAGGAUUGGAGGAUUCUUUCAUAAGGACUGCUGUGUUAUCACCAACAGGCUCUGUGACAUCAACUUUUUCAACUCGAAGCAGUCGAUUGAGAAGAAUUAGCGGAUAUGAACCACUUUUAACACCACAAUCUGUCUCUGAAAAAAGAAAAAUCAUCUCGUCUCUCCGUAUCAACACUUCUUCCACCAGAUGUCGAGAGAAAGGAUGUGAUUGCCGGUUUAAUUCCUAG